AUGUGUUGGAGAAGUAACUGGAUAAUAGUCGGGCCAUGUGGGCAGAGCGCUCAUCGACGGCUACAGCAGAUAUCUCGAAACAGAAGAAGAAACCGAAGAGACGGCAGAAGAAAAGGAGGCAGAGCGUCGUUCGUGUAUCGCAAUGAAGCUCUCCAGCCGAUCGCGUCGCCCCGGAGCCGGAGGAGCGAAAGAGAAAGAGGCGUGCAGAGAGGCAUCUUCGUCGAGGCGGGCAGGCUGAGCGCGUCGAUUGAUUCAAUCGGUACGCGCCACAACGGCACAAGAGACGACACCGAAUUCGACCCCCGCCCCCACCCCCGCCGGCGACCGCAUUCCAACCAGCGUUGCCAACUACAAACAGUUUACAGAUUCAUUAGUAAUAUGCCACAAACUCCCGGCCACGCCGAGAGAUUAUCUGCGGCUCUGCGGAUGGGAGAGGAUGCUGGGAGGAGCGGCAACGCCGCCUCGGAAAAUCGAGUCAAGUGCGAUGCGAUUCGAUGGAUCGAGAAAAGAAAGACCCCGACGAGUCCUUCGGAUGCGACUACGCCGCGGUCUGGCCCAGCAGAACGCGUACGUAGGUCCGGUCUGCUGGAACAACCGGAGCAACAGACGGACCGAAGACCGUACCGGAGCGCACCGCACCGCACCGGAGUAGCGUAUCAUUCCGAGCGUCAUCCGAGUGGAACGAUUGUAUGUAUACGUACACACAACCACAACACACUGGCAGUCACGCCUGACACGGUCACUUAUGGAGGUUAUGCCAUCGUCGUCACCAUCAUCAUCACCACUUACUUACCAUUUAUUCAACACUUUCGACUGGCAGAGGCGCGCGUUCUGGAAGUUAGCUCGUUUACUUUGCGACUACUCUUAGAAAUAACUGUAUAA
This is a messenger RNA of Phyllotreta striolata, 882 nucleotides long. NCBI's taxonomy places the organism in Eukaryota, Metazoa, Arthropoda, Insecta, Coleoptera, Chrysomelidae. The record is from the annotation of a GenBank genome assembly.